UUGGCCACGUUUUGCGUGGGUCAAACAAAACAAAAACACCCUUUUGAUUGGUUGACAAAUAGUGUCUCUCACAAUGCAGGUGUUUGCUGCACGCUGCAGUUGGUGAGAAGUAAAUACAGUGACUUUAAAGGGGAUUUUUAUCGAAAACUGCUUGACCUUUGAUCACAUGAUUUUUGUUAAACUCAUGCAGUGGAAAUGUAGUCGCAAAGUCGGACAAUUUUUAUAACCAUAAUGCAACACACAUUGAAAGGCGGUGACCAACGAUGGUCAACGACUUCACUAAAGUGAUCUGCUCGAACGCGCCCAGUGUGUGGUAGUCUGCCGUCAAAAAAACACACGCUGCGCCUGCCUUCGGAAUAGAUAGUGCAUCCUGUAUUGUUUUGAUAGAUUCUUCCAGACGCUUUAACUUCUUCUCCGUCGGAAUAUCUGCGGGUAUGUUUUCAACUCUGCCCGUCAACACUGUUAAUAUCAGACCGGAGAAAACACCUGACAAGUAGGCUACGUUCGGCCGAAAGAGACAUCCAGGGAGGAUGGGACCCAAACUAGGACUAGACGGAUAGAACAACCGCCUUCAACAUGUUUAGAGGUUCUGGAGGUGUAGAGCUACUCCUCGUCCUGUGCGGCCUGGAUCUCUCCUCCCCCUGUCCCAGGGACUGUAUCUGCUACACCUCUCCCAGCACCGUAUCCUGUCAGGCACACAACUUUCUGUCUGUCCCAGAGGAGAUCCCAGCCCAGAGCGAGAGGGUCUUCCUGCAGAACAACAAGAUUCAGCGUCUGCUGCGAGGCCACUUCAGUCCCACCACGGUCUUGCUGUGGCUCUACUCCAACAACAUCUCUUACAUCCAGGCCUCCACUUUUCACGGCUUUGCCCGCCUGGAGGAGCUGGAUUUGGGGGACAACCGUCACCUGAGGGCCCUGGCUUCAGACACCUUCCAGGGCCUAGGCCGCCUGCACGCCCUGCACCUCUACCACUGUGGGCUGCUCAGCCUGCCGCCAGGGAUCUUCGAGGGGCUCAGCAGCCUGCAGUACCUCUAUCUGCAGAACAACCAGUUGGAGUUCCUGGAGGAUGAUCUGUUUGUGGACCUGCUGAACCUCACCCACCUCUUCCUCCAUGGCAACAAGCUCUGGUCCCUCCACCAGAACACAUUCAGGGGACUGGGAGUCCUGGACCGUCUCUUACUACACCAGAACCGGCUACAGUGGGUCCACCGUCUGGCGUUCCACGACCUGAGUCGCCUCACCACCCUCUACCUGUUCAACAACUCUCUGACUGAGCUGUCUGGGGCCAGCCUGGCUCUGCUGUCUUCCCUGGAGUACCUCAGACUCAACAACAACCCCUGGGAGUGUGACUGCAAGGCUCUGCCACUGUGGGUGUGGCUGCGGAGGUUCCGGGGCUCUACGUCGGUGCUGGAGUGCGUCUCCCCUCCUGAGCUCCAGGGCCGGGACCUGAAGGGAUUGAGGAAAGAGGACUUACCCAGCUGUUCAGCAGGAGAAGCCCGGGGAGGUGGUGUCGUAGGCGGAGAGGCCGGGCUGGGGGAGUCCCAGACGAAAACGAAAGAGGAGGACUGUCGACUCCAUCACAGGAACCACAAGCACCGCCAUAACCACCACCAGCACCCACACCUCCCACACAGGGACCAGAACAACAGGGACCCGUCACCUUCGCCCCUACCCUUACCCCUUCCCAGGCCGCCCAAGGGGAGGCACAGGAACUGUACCCGGGGUCACAAGGGGGGUCAGAACGAGGUGAAGGUACUGAGGGAGGAGGGGGACUACACCCCUGGAGGGAAUAAAUACAACCCCUCCGCCCCCCCUCGCAGGAGGAACAAGUGUGUCCCCAUGACAUCAGUUGGCCCGCCCAGUGGGGUCAAGAGAGCCAAUAGUAACGUGGCGUCCUGCCCCGCUGGGACUUUUCUCUGCAUCCUGUUGGCUGUGCUGCUGUCACUCAGCUGA
Messenger RNA from Oncorhynchus keta (chum salmon), 1953 nucleotides. Its product is annotated as reticulon-4 receptor-like 1. Gene Ontology annotation, molecular function: protein binding. The record is from RefSeq and is a predicted model, not a curated record. Lineage: Eukaryota; Metazoa; Chordata; Actinopteri; Salmoniformes; Salmonidae. The transcript is spliced from 6 exons. Gene Ontology annotation, cellular component: plasma membrane. The coding region runs from base 577 to 1953 and encodes 458 amino acids.